Messenger RNA from Podospora pseudocomata, 726 nucleotides. RefSeq lists its product as uncharacterized. NCBI's taxonomy places the organism in Eukaryota, Fungi, Ascomycota, Sordariomycetes, Sordariales, Podosporaceae. The transcript has 2 exons. The record is from RefSeq and is a predicted model, not a curated record. Bases 1 to 726 code for a protein of 241 amino acids.
AUGCCCGGCACGAAGGAUGGUGAGAUCAACACUCGAUACACACACACACGUACACGCAGUUUGGCACUCUUUGGUCCCCAAGUUUGCCGGUCUCGCAUUCAGUAUUUCGGCUUGGCAGGAGGUCCAGUUCGGCAUCGCCAACACGCCCCAGACUUUGAUCUUGGAAGGGGUCGAUAUGGAGGGGGCAGGCGGGAGCUAGAAGAAGGCUUGACCUCUUUAUUCAUGCAGCUUCUCUCCAUCAACAGGGCCAUCAACAUGCGCCGGUUCUUUGUCCGGAGGCUGCUUGCCGGGGUGUACGGCCUGGGUGCUGAUCGGUCGGUGAAAGAACGCGCUAUCAGCGGUAGGUGGCCGUUGUCACGGUCCUUCUCGAAUUUCCUGACAUUCACUACAACGCCCUAUCAUCAAUCAGGAAGAAGACUGGACAACAGAUCUUGGAUCAACCAAGCUUCUUAUCGAUAUGCCAAGACCCGACAUGUUCUCGAUUGUCUCUGGGACAGGGGUACGUCUCUGCAACCAACACCAAAGGAAUCAAGUUUGCGUGUCUCCUCGAACCGAUAUCCCAUACACUGUUUUCCGCAUCUGAGCACUGUUUGCGAAUGGCGCAUCCUGCAUGCCAUCCAAGAACGGGUCAGCUUCACGGCAAGAAGGUUACCGGUGUGUGCUGUGGUACACGGUGGCUUGGUAAGUUUAGGUUGUGCCACCCCAUCUCUUGUUACACAGGCAUGA